UUCUCGAUGUUUUAAUAACAUAGACUACUCUAAACCCCGACGUUAGUAUUGUUCAUGAGGAACGGUUUUAUUCGCAUAUUAUUAUUCUAUAAUGUUAUAUAAUACGUAUGAAUCAAUAUUUAUCAUAUUUAAUUCACAUUAAAGUAUGUGCCACCGGUGGCGCACGUCGUCCCCUGGUGAAGAAAGGUACUUUCUCAGACGACGUGCUACACCGGUGGCGCACUCUAUUAGUGACAAAAAAUAGUGCGCGUAGAGCUUCUAUUGGCAGCCUUAAGAGUGCGACACUUGCCGGAGCUACUUAUAGCGCUCUAUUAGCAACAAUACGAAUCAGACCUUCUUUAUAAGCCGCCAUUACCUGUCUUCUUGUCGUAGAGAUUGUUCUGUGUUGCUGUAAGUUCAGUGAGUUCAUUUUUAUUUUAGAAAAUGGAUGAAUCAGACAUCGAUGACGCCCUUGAUGAUGACUUUAGUGAUCGUUCUUUGACCGAUUUUUCAGUUAGUGGCAGUGAAUAUAUGCCAUCAGAUGAGGAAAGUGAUGUAACAAGUGCAGAGGAGUUGAAUGAAGAAGAUGGCGUUGUUAGUGAUUUAGAUGAAUUGGAAUUGAUGGAAGUAGAUGAGGAAUAUCAAAGGGUUAGAGAGGAGAGUGGAGACGAAGAAGGCAAUAAUAUUGAAAAUGUAAGUGACCCUGUACAAGAUGUAGUUUGUAAGGUUCAUUGUGAAUAUGUAGAAAAUAAGUUAGAGUGGACAGAACCAAAAUUGACAUGCAGAUCAUAUCCUUUCACAGGAAAUGCAGGCUUAAAAACUGUUGGCCAAUUUAAUUUAAAUGAUCCAUUUGAAAUUUAUAAACAGUUCCUAGAUGAUACAUUAUUGAAUUUGAUUGUUUUGGAAACUAACAGGUAUGCACAUCAGUACCUUGCUUCAAAGCCUGUAAAAAAGCGUUCAGCAAUGGCUAGAUGGGUUGAUUGUACAACUGAAGAGAUACACAAAUUUUUUGGUGUACUGAUGAUCAUGGGCAUAUGCCCAUUGCCUCAAAGACAAAUGUACUGGUCAAACAAUCCCAUGUACCAAAAUAGUGUCAUCAAGAAAACUAUGAGCAGAGACAGAUUUGACUGUCUCCUAAAAUGCCUACAUUUCCAAAAUAAUGAGGAACCAGCAACUGAAGAGCCUCGGUUGUGGAAAAUAAAGAAACUGCUCAAUCAUUUAAAUGCAAAAUUUGAAAGUCUGGUAACACCUGAAGAGUCACUAGUUAUUGACGAGUCUAUGGUUCCAUGGAGAGGGCGUUUGAUUUUUAAACAAUAUUUGCCAAAAAAGGCUCAUAAAUAUGGAGUCAAAAUUUACAAGAUUUGUACCACUGAUGGGUAUACUUUAAAAGCAAAAAUUUACGCUGGUAAGUCAGACGUAACUGCAAGAGAGGCACAUGCAGAUAAAAUUGUCAUGCAUUUGAUGGAAUCAUUUCUAAAUGAGGGUAGAACACUGUUUGCAGAUAACUUUUACAACUCCACAAGGUUGGCCAACACUCUGCUUGAGAAGAAAACUUAUGUUUGUGGCACCCUUCGAAGUGACCGAAAAGGCAAUCCAAAAGAAGUCACUAGCAAAAAAUUAGCCAAAGGUGAAGUAAUUUGUCAAGAAAGCAGUACAGGAGUAAAAGUACUUAAAUGGCAUGACAAAAGGCCUGUACUGAUGAUAACCACUCGCCCUGAAGACGUUUCUACUCUUGUGGCAAGCAAAAAAACAACAAAGAAAGGCGAGGUUGUCAUGAAACCAUCAUGUGUCAUGGCGUACAAUGCAGCAAAAAAAGGAGUGG
This is a messenger RNA of Homalodisca vitripennis (glassy-winged sharpshooter), 1801 nucleotides long. RefSeq names its product piggyBac transposable element-derived protein 4-like. The record is from RefSeq and is a predicted model, not a curated record. Lineage: Eukaryota; Metazoa; Arthropoda; Insecta; Hemiptera; Cicadellidae.